CCCGCAAGAGAAGGGCACAAGGCCACAGCCCACAGGUCACCCUCGUGCCCCCAACCAACCUCCCAAGAAAUUCAACGGGGCAGCAUCAGCCCGGGUUCACAAACCACAAAACUUCCCGCCUUAGCUCACCUAAUACUCGCUUCGCUCGGUGCCCCUCCACGUACUCCACUCCACCUCCACCUCCACCUCCAAACGACGCGCGCGCGCACCCACUUCACCUCCGCCUCCGUUCUCUCCACUCCACAGUCCACACCACAGCCAUAUAACCGCACCCGCGCACCGCCGGCUAGCUAGGCGGAUCGACCGAACAGCAAGGCGCCGCGAGAGGCGAAACGGCGGCGGCGACGAUGCACCCGCUGGUGGAGGCGCUCGUGGGGGAGCGGCAGCACUGGGCGCCGGCGCUGCGGCACGCGGCGGCAUGGGCGGGGGCGCUCGCGCUCGCCGUGUCCGUCGCGUCGUUCGCGCCGGAGGCGGCCUUCGUGUGGGCGCUCGCGGGAGGCGGCGGUCCCAGGGCGGCGUGCGCGGCCGGGGCGGUGCGCGUGCCGCUGGACGGCGGAGGGGACCACGUCUGCGUGCCGGCGCGGAUGGCCGGGCGCUCCGGUAUCGACCUGCUCGUGCCGCCGGCGUUCGCGGGGCUCGCUGUCGGCGCCUCCGCCUGCUUCGUCAGGGCGCUCGCCAUCGGCCGCCGCCAUGACGAGUACUAGACGGACGACGCGUCGUCCUUUUGGAUUGGAGGCAGGCAUGGUACCGAUCGAUCGAGUACUAGCGGCUUCCUGUUUGUCAAGUGUACCGUGUAUAAUGAGCUUGAGCUUAUCUGCUUUUUCAGCUAUAGUUUUUCAGACAAGCGAAAGUAUAAAACACGUACAACAUAUAUGUCUGUUUUUAUCUUUUCCUAGAACAAUGUAACUUGUACACAACAUGACCGGAUACAGUAUGAAUUCUAAAAGAUUUGCA
This is a messenger RNA of Sorghum bicolor (sorghum), 954 nucleotides long. RefSeq lists its product as uncharacterized. Lineage: Eukaryota; Viridiplantae; Streptophyta; Magnoliopsida; Poales; Poaceae. The coding region runs from base 348 to 704 and encodes 118 amino acids. The record is from RefSeq and is a predicted model, not a curated record. The transcript has a single exon.